Alternaria burnsii is the source of this 1161-nucleotide messenger RNA. RefSeq lists its product as uncharacterized. Bases 1 to 1161 code for a protein of 386 amino acids. Lineage: Eukaryota; Fungi; Ascomycota; Dothideomycetes; Pleosporales; Pleosporaceae. The record is from RefSeq and is a predicted model, not a curated record. The transcript has a single exon.
AUGUCACAACCACCUUGGACUCUUCCGGUGACAACAAGCUCUGAGUCGAGCAGCAUACCACAAUCCCCCGCAACUCCUCCGCGACCAGCAAGCAACGAAUCGGACGUGUCAAAACCGCCCGCAACUGCUAUCCCUGGAUACAGUUUCCCGUCAGUCAAAGCGCACCGGAAAUUCGUGCAAACGCAUACAGAACUCAUAGUCGAGACGAUGAAGAGCGGCAACAUGAAAAUGCUCGUCCACAGAGGGCCACUCGUUCAAAUGGCAUCAGCUUUCAUUCAUGGAAUUCAGGAGGACAACGCUAGUCACUACCUUCAGGCCCCGGACAUUGACGACCCCGAAACCUUGACCGAAGCUUAUUUCACGCUCUGGGCACAUACAUUAUGGGGCAGGAACGAGAUCAUGCCGUGGAGAGCUUUCCAUAGAAAUAUUUACGAUACCUUCGAAGCUCCACGCUUUCUCCGCGAGCUGCUCACCAGAGGCACUCGAUUGUAUUGGGAGUGGACUACCGGGCGAGGUCUGAGGCUCACGACUGAUCAGAGGAUAACAAUGGCACUGCUUCGAUCAGAAGACCUGAUAUUGUGUGCUGUAUCAGCACAGAACAUGGUAGAUGACCUUUUCUUCUCCGUCCACAAUUAUGAACUCUCCUUACAUGAUCUGAAGUCUAUAAAGGAAUUCCUCAGUCUCCGCGAGAAUGAUUUCGAUCAGGAAUUCCCUACCAUCAGGCAAUGUUCACGUCAAGCCUGGUUCACUCUGCCACCUGGCCAAGAAAACAAGAUUUUCAGGCCAUGGUACGACUUUGGGCAGAUUGGAUACCACGAUAUCCCCGACUGGCCUGCAAGCUCGAACAUGCCUUCACGGCUUGUGACAGAUCUACCUGCUGAGGUCAUGUUGAUGAUUCUCGAGAAGGUCUUCAAGAUCAAUGGAGACAUCCAUGUCGUUUUUGAUCGAUUCGAGAAUGAGCAUAUUGCACUAGUGGAGAGGGAGCGAAGAUUGCAGGAGCACCCAUUUGGAGUUCACGGACAGAGACUCCCUUAUGGGAACUACUGGAAGUUGCCGAGUAUGAGGCACUUCUUUGCAUUUGGUAUCACCAGUAGAGGUAACUGGCUCAUGAUGAAGGAAAUGUUCUAUAAGAAGAACAGAUUCAUCAUACAUGAGGACUAG